Armigeres subalbatus is the source of this 749-nucleotide messenger RNA. RefSeq lists its product as uncharacterized. Gene Ontology annotation, molecular function: single-stranded DNA binding. The transcript has 3 exons. The record is from RefSeq and is a predicted model, not a curated record. Bases 113 to 688 code for a protein of 191 amino acids. NCBI's taxonomy places the organism in Eukaryota, Metazoa, Arthropoda, Insecta, Diptera, Culicidae. Gene Ontology annotation, cellular component: Shu complex. Gene Ontology annotation, biological process: double-strand break repair via homologous recombination.
GGCGUUUGCGAGCCAGGGUGCUGACACUGCUAACAUGAGAUAAAUAAAUAAAAUUACUACUCUUGCGAAUAAUUAUUUUUAAUCUAAAUAUUAAUUUCUUUCUUUUUUUUCAAUGGAUGAUGUACAAAACAUUAGAAGCAAUAAUUUGCUGAUCACUGAAAAUGGUAGCAACCAGAAGCAGUUGCAACAUAUUCUAUUUGAGACCGCCAUACGAUAUGCUACUGGGAACAAACAUGUAAUCUUCGUAACAGAAAAACCAAUUGACAGCGUUCCACCAGAAGUCUUUAGCAAUUACAACACAAUCUACAAGAAAAUUAUUUUUGUAUACUCCAAAUCGGCUGAAGCAGUCCUACUAAAGUUAAAUGACAUCAAAGCCUGGAAUUUUACGCCCGCAUUGGUCGUGUUGGAGUCAAUUCAGAACCUGUUGCGGAAGCCAUGUGGCGGCGGUAGAGUUGGUGAGGAUCUAAACUUUACCUACUGUACCUUUUUGGCAUCGGUUCUGGACGCCGUCUGUUACUAUUCGCGCAAGCUGGGCGAGCGAUCGCAGUGCAUUAUAACGGUAUCGAGGGAUGUCAUCGAUAUGGGGCACCUGAUGGUGGAACAAUUCUUCCAAGAGUCUAAUGUCGUUUGCAGUAGGGAUAUCAAUUCAUAUUCUGACGCGUUAGAUUUAUUGCGUGAAUGUCGUUAAGUUUAUGAUCAGCUAAGGACCCAUCGUAUGUUCAAUAAAAAUAAUUUUACGUACCUUUUAA